UUUGUCCGCCAUUUUGAGCAGUGCGAGAGGUUUGAAAUCUCGUUAUUACACGCCAUUCCCAACUAGCUUGAUCGCUAUAUCAACUAGGAAGCGGACUAAACCGGUAGGUGACAAUCAUUCAGAGAGGAAGGUCACACUGUCAGGACGAGCCAUCACCAUGCCACGUAAAAAGCUACGACAUGGCGGCCAGUUCAAGGCCAAAAACACGCCAUGGAACAAGGGAUUGAAGUUUGAAAAGGACGAAGGUACACGUCCCACCUACUUACGACCUACAGAGGAUGAUUUCGCACUGCUUGAGGAGAGAGACAGGCAGGGUAAUGCCAACAUUUGCAAGAGAGAUGUCAUCCGGGAGGAGAGAAGGCCCAUGCUGCUCCGUCCUACUCGUAGCAAGGCAACUUGUGGUCAGAUGGCCCCCUACAUGGAGGAUGGUCCAGGAGAAGACGGGGAUCAGGUGGUGGGAUAUAGGAUCUGGCAUGCAGGGCUAGCUGUCAAGGCAUGUGCGAAGGCACAGAGAGAGCAUGACAGCCAAGAGGGUGUACUCUGUAAGGAGCUGCUGGUCAGGGCGUCUUCCAGUGGUGAAGAAAUGGAAGACACUUUUAAGGAGGUGACCAUCAGUCGUCUAGGAAACGGACCGAACGACACAACGGCUGUGAAGAAAGAGGAGGGAGAGGAUGCGGAAAUUGCAUGCACGGAAACGAGUGAAAUGGGAGACCCUUUUAGGUGGGAGGUUGUUACCAGUCAUCUAGAAAACGGUCCAAACGACACGAAGCAAGACACACUAGAUGUGAAGAAAGAGGAGGUCGAGGAUGCGGAAAUUACAUUCGCGGAAAUGAGUCUUGCGAGCGGCACCCCAAACGACAGGGAUGCACCAUCGCAUCCAGAUGUACGGGCCCUCUCGGGACAGAUAGGUGAGCAUGGAGACAAACACACCGUAGACUCAACCUACGUUUGCGAAGACUGUGGAUAUAGGACAGCUACAUUGAUUGGCCUAUCCCGACAUAUGAGAAAGCAUACAGGUGAAAAACCCUACAGUAACCAGUCUGACUUUUCUACUGCUUGCAGAACCAGUCCAAACGGGCACAUGCGUACGCACAAUGGUGGUAAGACCUACAUGUGUGGGAAGUGCGGGUACAGGGCGACUAAGAAAAGUUCUCUAAUGCAACAUAUGAGAAAACACACUAGAGGUAAACCAUACAAGUGCGACCAGUGCGACUAUUCAGCUAAAUACAAAAGAAGUUUGGAUCAUCACAAGAAGUACACCACCUGUAGUAACAAACCCUACAAGUGUGGGGAUUGUGGUUACAUGGCUUCGCAGAUGUCUGAUUUAUUUCGACAUGUGGCGAUCCACACUGCAGAAACUGGACCGAUCGACAAAGAGGACCACACAACAGAAAUGGGGAACCAGAAGGUCGAGGAUGCGGACAUUGCAUUCGCGGAAACGAGUGGUGCGGACAGUACCCCAAACGACAGAGAUACGCCAUCACACCCACAUACACUGGUUCGUGCGAGUCAGAUGCGCAACCUUGAAGAAAAUAGUCCAUACGUUUGCGAGGAGUGUGGUUACAGGACAGCCAAUAAGCAACACCUAUCCCGACACAUGAAGCUGCAUAGUGGUAAAAAAGUCUCCAACUACAUGUGUAGCGAGUGUGGGUACGGGCCGGCUGCAAAGUCCACACUAUCCAUACAUAUGAGAACGCAUACGAGUGAAAGACCCUACAGAUGCUACCAGUGCAACUACUCUGCAAGGAGUAAAUCUCAUCUAGACAAGCACAUCAAAACGCACACUGGCGAGAAACCCUACAUGUGUGGGGAGUGCGGGUACAGGGCCACUCAAAUGUCAACUCUACGUAAUCAUAUGAAAAAGCACACUGGUGAGAAACCUUACAAAUGUGAUCUGUGCGACUAUUCAGCUGCAAAUAAAAACAGUUUGUAUCUUCACAAGAUUAAACAUCAUGGUGACAAGUCCUACAAGUACAAGGACCCAUACGUUUGCGAAGAGUGUGGUUACAGGGUAGCCAAUAAGCAUUACCUAUCCCGACAUAUGAAAAGACAUAGAGGUAAAAACCCAUUCGUUUGUGGACAGUGUGGGUACAGGGCGUCUGUACUGUCCGCACUAUCCCAACAUAUGAUGACACAUACAGGUGAAAAACCCUACAAGUGUGACCAUUGCGACUAUUCGUCAGCGAGUAAGUCUAGUCUAGACGUGCACACCAAAACGCACACCGGCGAAAAACCCUACAUGUGUGGGGAGUGCGGGUACAGGGCCGCUCAACUAUCAACUCUUCGUUCACACAUGAGAAGGCACACAGGUGAGAAACCUUACAAAUGUGACCUGUGCGACUAUUCAGCUGCUCAGAAAAGCAGUUUAUAUCUUCACAAAGCCAAACACCAUGGUGGAUACCAGUCGACUCAGAGAUCGUCUCUUCUUCAGCAUUUAGAAGAGCAUAGUGGUGAAAACUCCUGCAAGCGUGAUCCGCCCAAGGUUUCUGGUUCAACUAAAAACGACAAGAUUGCACACGCCAAUGAGAAGCCAUACAUGUGCGGAGAGUGCGGAUUGAGGACAACUGACGGACCGUCCCUAUCCCAACACAUGAAAUUCCAUGCUGGAGAAAAAGCCUACAAGUGUGACCAGUGCGAGUUUACAGCUGCACGGAAAAGAAGUUUAGACCUUCAUUUGCUCGAACACGAAGGUCAGAAGCCCUACAUUUGUGGGCAAUGCGGGUACAGGACAACUAAGAAGUCUGCACUAUCCAAACAUUUGACAAUCCACACAAAGCCUUACAAGUGCGAUAAAUGUGAGUAUUCUGCAGCACUGAAACGGAGUUUAAACGUACACGUCGCAAUGAAACACACGGGUGAGAAACCUUACGCUUGCGACUUGUGUGACUACUCGACAGCAUACGAAGUGUAUCUGAAACAGCACAAGUUCACGCAUACCGGAGAGAAGCCAUACAAGUGUAAGCAAUGUGACUAUUCUGCUUCAUGGAAAAGCAGUUUAGACGAUCACAUGCUCAAACACACCGGUGAAAAGCCCUACAUGUGUGGCGAAUGCGGGCACAGGGCACGUAGAAAGCGUCACCUUGACGAACAUAUGAGAAUUCACACGGGUAAAAAACCCUACAAAUGUGACAAAUGUGAUUUUUCUACAGCUCGAAGAGGCUGUCUGUACAUCCACAAACUCAGACACUCGAGCAAGAAACGCUUCGCCUGUGACAAGUGCAGAUUCAAGACAACCGCAAAGGCUUACCUAAUAAAACACAUGAGGACACAUAGUGGUGACAAGCCAUACAAGUGUGAACUCUGCGACUAUUCAGCUUCAAGGAAGGACAAUCUGAACCAACACGUUCUUGUGCACACCAAGGAGAAACCCUACAAAUGUGACCACUGCGACUAUUCUACUGCACGGAAGGACAGUUUAACCAACCAUUUGGCUAAACACAAUGACAAUUAAAUCCACAGUACUGAAAGGCAAUAUAGAGAGAUCUUAUCGAAAAGAGACAUCGUUUGCUUAUUUCAUAACGGAGGUUUGUUGCAACUUCAUAAAUGGCAAAAUAGACUUACUUAAGAAAACGUUUUGCCUGUAAUGUGCAUAUGUCAUUCCGAAAAUAACACUGAUUUUUCGUAAACAUUUCGACUGGAAAAAACGGCAAUUGUGUACUGUUGAGAAGCUAGUCAUAUGCCUGUCGACUGC
Branchiostoma floridae (Florida lancelet) is the source of this 3691-nucleotide messenger RNA. Its product is annotated as zinc finger protein 721-like. Gene Ontology annotation, molecular function: RNA polymerase II transcription regulatory region sequence-specific DNA binding; DNA-binding transcription factor activity, RNA polymerase II-specific. NCBI's taxonomy places the organism in Eukaryota, Metazoa, Chordata, Leptocardii, Amphioxiformes, Branchiostomatidae. The transcript is spliced from 4 exons. Gene Ontology annotation, biological process: regulation of transcription by RNA polymerase II. The record is from RefSeq and is a predicted model, not a curated record. The coding region runs from base 158 to 3451 and encodes 1097 amino acids. Gene Ontology annotation, cellular component: nucleus.